AUGCCAUGCCGACGGAAUGAAGCACAAGGGAUAUUGCCAGGUUGCGCAAGCCUAGACUGGAGCAGUUGGGAGGCUGAGGUCGGGUUCGAACCACGGACCUUCCGGUCCGACUCGAAUUCUGGCCUGGUUGUCGAAGCUAGGACGUCGGCACACUUCCUAAUUCACUUCUAUGAGUUCUUCGGCAACGGACGACACUUAUUGAAUCGACGUCGCUCAAAAGCGCGUACGAGAUGGACCAAGUGGUUAGAGCGCCAAUUUACCGACCGGAAGGUCCGUGGUUCGAACCUGACCUCUGCCCCUCGACUUCUCCCCUCUAGGCUUGGGCGACCUGGCAGUAGCCCAGCCCUCGUGCCUCCUUCGUGUGGCAUGGCAGCUAGGCACCGAAAGAGUGCUACAGCUGAACGAUCUCGGUUACUAAAAGCACGGACUGAUGGGAUAGGAAUAACUCCCAUACUUUUCGUGUCAGAUGACGUGUUGGAAUCCCGGUAUGAUCAGUGGUAUGCGGUUCACACUAGGAUGUCCUGCGUUUACCCACUUGCUGUCUCAGAUUGUAUUUCGCUAGCAAGUGAGCUGCACUCACAAGUCGUUGCCGAUGCCGAGUUUGGCCCCGGGCAUAAAGCUGCUCAAUCGGUACAUUCCAUCAUGGACAGAUCAAGGGUUUGUUCUACAUUUCACCCAAUAAAAGGACAAGCUUUUGUUUUUCUCGCCACUUUUUUAAUAUACACCUGCUACCAUCUUUCACGUAAACCGAUUAGCGUGGUCAAGUCAGUGCUACAUGCCAACUGUUCGGAGAUUGCUGAUGAAACCCACGUACCUAUCGUAGCGGAAAAUUCGACAUUUUGCGACUGGAAGCCUUUUGAUGGGGACAAUUAUGACUCGUUAUUUGGCACGUUGGACCUCGUCUUUCUGUCGGCAUAUUCCGUGAGCAUGUUCGUAAGUGGCCAUGUGGCAGAUCAUUUCCACUUGAGACACUUCCUGACGGUCGGUUCGGUGCUCACUGGUUUGGCAACCAUUGCUUUUGGUCUUGGCUUCUUCCUCAACAUUCAUUCGUACGCUUUCUACUUGAUUGUUCAGUUACUCGGCGGUAUCUUACAGGCCACUGGCUGGCCUGCCGUGGUCGCCUGUAUGGGCAAUUGGUUCGGUAAAUCUCGGCUUGGGCAACCUGACAGUAUCCCAGCCCUCGUGCUUCCUUCGGGUGGCAUGGCAGCUAGGCACCAAAAGGGCGCUACGGCUGAACGUUUAUUAUUUUAUUUAGCUAGUCGGACAUCCCGAUUGCGCUUCAUGCUAACUGAUCAGCAUAGUGAGCUUUGCAAUGCAAGGGCUUUUCCCGUUCUGCAGCGGCGCGGUUUCUUUAUGGGCGUGUGGACGUCUCACGCAAGUCUGGGCAACAUUUUGGGUUCGCUAAUCGCUGGAGUAUUUGUUACAACGCAGUGGGGAUGGUCGUUUGUAGUUCCCGGCCUGAUGAUUUGUGCCGUGGGCAUCCUAACUUUCUUUUUCCUUGUUCCAUAUCCUGAGGAAGUUGGACUUGAGUCCCCAUCUCGGGCACCAAUAGUGAAACUGUUUGACUACUCAGCACAGUCGGACCAAGUCGAAGAACCUCAGGGGUCAACGGAGGACAUGGAGCACGCGACUCUCCGUUGUCGGUUUUCCUCUCGCGAUAAUCUUCCCGAACUAUCAGAAGCCGGCAGCUCAACACAGUUGACCGGGGGCGCACCAUCCGUGGAAAAACAUGCCGUGUCGUUUUGGUCCGCACUACGCGUACCUGGUGUGGUUGAAUACUCGUUCUGUCUGUUCUUCUCCAAACUCGUUUCCUACACUUUCCUAUUCUGGCUACCCAACUACAUUAGGGAAGCAGGCGGAUUCAACCCCACAGAUGCGGCUGAUUUAUCCACAAUUUUCGAUGUGGGCGGCAUCAUAGGUGGCAUUUUGGCCGGUGCGGUGUCCGAUCACACGGGUGCCAGUGCGACGGUUUGCGUGAUCAUGCUGGUGUUCAGCGUUCCAAUGUUAUAUCUCUACUUUUUGUAUGGGGCAGUCUCGGUACUCAGCUGCAGCUUGUUACUCCUUCCUCUCGGUCUACUGGUUAAUGGGCCCUAUGCUUUGAUCACCACUGCUGUCUCGGCCGAUUUGGGGACGCAUCCGUCGUUACAGUCGGACGCUCGGGCACUCGCCACAGUUGCAGGAAUUAUUGACGGAACUGGAUCUGUGGGUUCAGCUCUUGGUCCGCUAUUAUGCGGUCUUCUCAAGUCUCACGGGUGGGGUGCUGUGAUUGCAAUGCUCAUGACUGCGCUAGCCCUCGCUGCUGUCCUUCUUACGCGCCGGGUUUGUGUGGAGGUCGGUCUUUGCGUUCGCACCCGACGCCGACCACUUCUUCUGGAGGAACCUAUCGCCUGACUAUGUAGGCUUGCCUCCUGGUCCUAUUACCGUAAUAGAUAUUUUUCCUUUACCUCUGGGGCUUUCAUCUCACCUUAGUGGAGCUGAGUGGCUACCGGCCCUAUCCGCUCCAUAACGCUCUUUGUUUCAUCUGUCUUUUGUUUUCCCUUCUCUGCUUUUGACUUCAUUCUUCUGAAUUCCGCAGUGUUGUUCUGCUUCACUCUUGCUGCUCAAUGUUUUUUUUCGUAUCGCACUCCGUUCAUGCCAUCUGGAACUACUGUCCCGCGAGUUUUCUCGUUCGAUUUCAGCUUACAUUUGACCGACAUUUGGCUGACACGUUGGAUACUCUGUGCCUAUUAAGACAAACGAUGUUACGCUCAGCA
Opisthorchis viverrini is the source of this 2753-nucleotide messenger RNA. RefSeq lists its product as hypothetical. The coding region runs from base 1 to 2391 and encodes 796 amino acids. Gene Ontology annotation, molecular function: transmembrane transporter activity. NCBI's taxonomy places the organism in Eukaryota, Metazoa, Platyhelminthes, Trematoda, Opisthorchiida, Opisthorchiidae. The transcript has 19 exons. Gene Ontology annotation, biological process: transmembrane transport. The record is from RefSeq and is a predicted model, not a curated record.